This is a messenger RNA of Symbiodinium pilosum, 462 nucleotides long. The record is from the annotation of a GenBank genome assembly. Lineage: Eukaryota; Dinophyceae; Suessiales; Symbiodiniaceae.
AUGUCUCUGAAGUCCAAGAGCACCAAGAUGCCCCCAGUGGUGGACGAGGGCGAAAGCCAGCCUAAGCCCGUGAAGAAGAAGGUGAAGUCGAAGGCGAAGACCAUCAACUGGGGCUUUUACAUCAUGAAGGUCCUCCGCCAGGUCCAUCCAACCUUGCGAAUUUCCAAGCAGGCCAUGACCGUGAUGAUCUCCUGCGUCGAAGAUACCUUUGACCGCAUCUCGAUGCAGGCAAACAGGCUUUGCCGGCGAAGUGGCUCCCACAACAUCAACACACGCGACAUCCAGUCUGCUGUGCGUCUCGUUUUCCCUGGCGAGCUGUCUCGGCAUGCUGUCUCCGAGGGUUGUAAGGCAGUGAUCAACCACAAGAACAGCGGUGGAGGCAGGAUGGCAGCAGCGGCUGACGAGGAGGUUGCUGAUGAGGAGGAGGAGGGCGAGGAUGGUGAGGAAGCCGAGGACGAGUGA